GGAACCUCAAAAAAGCAGAUGUUGACUGGGAUUGCUAGCCAAGAAAGUUCACAGCCCAGAUACGCAAGUAAAGCAAAAUACACCUCUCUUUUAGAGCAGAUGGACUUAAGAGGUGUUGUCAUUUACCCUCCAAGUCUUCUCAGGCUGUAGUGAUGUCCGAGGUUAUGGGAGAAAGGCAUGUCUAGCUGCUCCUUGGUAGCCAGAGAAGAAAGGCUGCCCUAGGAAAAGAGCCUGAAGUGUGUGAGAGAGAAAGGCAGAGAAAAAGCAGAGAAAGCUCUCUGGUCUCUGGAACACACUGAGAUUCAUUAUUUUUUGAAGAACAGCUGAAAAAUGUGAUUUUGUUGCGGGGAGGUGGGGGUGCAGCUGUAAGUCUGCAUGCUUGCCGUGCAGCUCAAAAUUACAGCCCCUAAAUAGAUGUACAUACCCAGCCUCCUAGAAGGGCUGUAGCUCCCUGCUGUAGUACAACAAGAAUAGUAAUACUUACCAUUGAGAUUGUGCUUGCUAUUUUCAGAGCUGUGCCAGUGUUGGGUAUUUCAAUGCAAAGCGGGCGGGCAAUUGUGAGCAGGAUAUGGUGAGCUUUUCAAUUUCGGGGGCGGAGGGGGGACAGUGCUGUUUUGCAUACUCCCCGGAAUAAAAGGAGAUUCAAACCUUUCUAUUCUGGCACUGGGGGCACGACAUCUUUCAGCUUUCUUCCAGAAGCGGCUCUCACAGGGGAGCCGAUUUCUUCUCGGAUCUGACCACCACAGCCCUCAGUAAUUAUAGCAGCGUCUGAAUUCUGAGCUAAAAACAGAAGUGCAGCAUGUGCCCGUUCCCCAUGUGAUUCAGAAAGCAGGAAAUUGAAAGAGCCUGACUGAGAGAGGAGAGGGAGCGCAAAGCAACAGACACAUGCAGUAUUCGUCUGGAACCUGCUCCGCCCGGGACGCAGGAGCUGUCAUCCGCCGCCGCCGAUUCUGCGUGCAGCCUCCGCCCGGCCCCAUUGGGCGCAGCGGCACCGGCGGCGGGCGGGAGCGCCGGGGCCGGACUUGGGCUCGGCGCUCCCAAAUGUAAACAGAGCGGAGCGGGAGCUGCGUGCUCCGAGGGGCCGGCUCCGGGCUGCCCCGGCUCCGGCAGGGACCGCGCUGUGUCCGGCUCCAUGAGCAGAAGCAGGCACUCCGGAGGCUCUGCUGCCUGUGGAUAUAAACAGGGGGCAAUCGGGAUGCGCUAGCUUCCCCCGCCGGCGCCGCAGCUCCUUCGCGCUCCGCGCCGCGGCUGGGACAGGGCGAUGGACAUGAACAUGAAGAAGUUCACGGUGCGCCGCUUCUUCUCCGUCUAUCUCCGCAAGAAGUCUCGGUCAAAGAGCUCCAGCCUGAGUAGAUUUGAGGAAGAAGGUAUUGUGAAGGAAAUAGACAUCAGUCAUCAUGUCAAGGAAGGUUUUGAAAAAGCAGAUCCUUCUCAGUUUGAACUGCUGAAAGUAUUAGGACAAGGCUCAUAUGGAAAGGUAUUUCUAGUCAGGAAGAUAAAAGGUUCUGAUGCCGGCCAGCUUUAUGCCAUGAAGGUACUUAAGAAGGCAACUCUAAAAGUUCGGGAUCGGGUACGAUCUAAAAUGGAGAGAGAUAUUUUGGCAGAAGUGAACCAUCCUUUCAUAGUCAAGCUUCAUUAUGCAUUUCAAACAGAGGGAAAGUUGUACCUAAUACUAGAUUUCCUGCGGGGAGGGGACCUUUUCACCAGACUCUCCAAAGAGGUGAUGUUUACAGAAGAGGAUGUCAAGUUCUACUUAGCUGAGCUGGCCUUGGCAUUAGACCAUCUCCAUGGGCUUGGGAUUAUUUACAGGGAUCUAAAACCAGAAAACAUUCUUCUUGAUGAAGAGGGUCACAUUAAGAUAACAGAUUUUGGUCUGAGCAAGGAAGCCAUCGACCACGACAAGAGAGCAUACUCGUUCUGCGGGACGAUCGAGUACAUGGCCCCCGAGGUGGUGAACCGGCGCGGGCACACGCAGAGUGCUGACUGGUGGUCCUUUGGCGUGCUCAUGUUUGAGAUGCUGACGGGAUCAUUACCCUUCCAGGGAAAAGACAGAAAGGAGACAAUGGCACUCAUUCUCAAAGCCAAGCUGGGAAUGCCACAGUUUUUGAGCAUAGAAGCCCAGAGCCUGCUGCGAGCCCUCUUCAAAAGGAACCCCUCCAACAGAUUAGGCGCUGGAUUUGAUGGAGUGGAAGAAAUUAAGCGUCACCCUUUCUUUGUUACUAUAGACUGGAAUAAACUGUACAGAAAAGAAAUCAAGCCGCCUUUCAAGCCCGCGGUGGGGCGGCCAGAGGACACUUUUCAUUUUGACCCAGAGUUCACAUCUCGGACCCCUACAGAUUCCCCCGGUGUUCCUCCAAGUGCCAAUGCUCAUCAUCUUUUCAGAGGGUUCAGCUUUGUUGCCUCCAACUUGGUGCAGGAGCCUGCACAGCAAGAUGUGCACAAGAUCACUGUUCACCCAAUUGUGCAGCAGUUACAUGGGAACAACAUUCACUUUACUGAUGGAUACGAGAUCAAGGAGGACAUAGGAAUUGGCUCCUAUUCCGUGUGCAAGAGAUGUGUUCAUAAAGCUACAGAAACAGAGUUUGCAGUGAAGAUAAUUGAUAAGAGCAAGAGAGACCCUUCUGAAGAAAUUGAGAUACUCUUGCGAUAUGGACAGCAUCCAAACAUCAUUACUCUUAAAGAUGUCUAUGAUGACGGGAAGUUCGUGUACCUGGUGAUGGAGCUGAUGCGGGGCGGCGAGCUGCUGGACCGCAUCCUUCGGCAGAAGUGCUUCUCAGAGCGGGAGGCCAGCGCUGUGCUGUGCACCAUCACCAGGACUGUGGACUACCUGCACUCUCAGGGGGUCGUGCACCGAGAUCUCAAGCCAAGUAAUAUCCUCUACAUGGAUGAGUCAGGAAACCCAGACUCUAUCAGGAUCUGUGACUUUGGCUUUGCCAAGCAGCUGAGAGCGGAGAACGGGCUGCUCAUGACUCCCUGCUACACAGCCAACUUUGUUGCUCCUGAGGUCCUCAAACGGCAAGGUUAUGAUGCAGCCUGUGACAUUUGGAGCUUGGGGAUCCUGCUGUACACCAUGCUGGCAGGGUUUACUCCUUUUGCAAAUGGACCAGAUGACACCCCAGAGGAGAUUCUGGCCAGGAUUGGCAGUGGCAAAUAUGCUCUUACAGGAGGAAACUGGGAUUCAGUAUCUGAUACUGCAAAGGACAUUGUGUCUAAGAUGCUUCAUGUAGACCCUCAUCAGCGCCUGACAGCAGUCCAGGUCCUGAGACAUCCAUGGAUAGUGAACAGGGAGUACCUGUCUCAAAACCAACUCAGCAGACAGGAUGUUCACCUGGUUAAGGGUGCAAUGGCAGCCACUUACUUCGCUUUAAACCGUGCACCUCAGGCACCAAGGCUGGAGCCCGUGUUGUCCUCCAACCUGGCUCAGCGACGAGGCAUGAAAAGACUGACCUCUACCAGAUUGUAGCAGUACCCCCAAAAGGCCUCCUUGAAAUCCCUCAGUUUAUUAUUUGAGAAAUUCAUCUUUACUUGGCUAGCAGAACCUUUCUGGACAGCCUGCACAUGAAAUUGCCAGAACUAGCAGAAGCCCCCGUAAGGCAAAGUUCUCAUUUGCUACAUCUUUUCUUUUACAUUCCAGCCAGGGUCCCGAGUUCAACAACUUCACAAAGAUGUGCCAGUUUUGCCAGUAGCUCUGUUUCUUUAUAAAGAUAAAGCCAAAUAAAAUAGGCAAGCUCCAUCCUUUCCACCCUAGGAAAACUAUUUUUGAGUCUGUAAGAUGUUCCAUGGGAACAGUUUUCAUUUUGUUUCUCAAGAAAAGCACUUUUUGCUAUGAAGAAUGGAGUCGGGUUAGGAUGCUGCUCCAGCAUGCAUCAUGAUGAAGUGACUUGGCACAAGUAGACAUCUGCUGAUCUCUACUCACCCCAGGAAGAGUGAAAGCUCCAGAGACACAUGAGUAAUACCUUAUUUGAAACAAGUGCUUAACAACAUGACGUAGAGAGAGCUGGUGGUGAUGGAAAUACCUUCUGGUCUUGAGGAAUCUUUUGCACUUUGCCCCUGCCUUCUGUGGAAUGAAGCUAGCACCUCUCAAGGAGAGUGUGCCACCAGCUCUGACUUGCUUAAAAGUCUCAGAGAGCAAAAACCUCUGAGAAGCUCGGUCUUCUGAAGGAAAGAAUGGGUCUUAUGAGACUGUGGAGAGGCAUUCAUGCAGAGCAGUGUGAGUAGGAGCCUGUGGAUCAGGCAGGAGAAAGGUGUCUGGUCUUGGCCAGCAAGUAGGUCUGGAAGGAUCAGGUGAAGGGGCUGGGGAACCAAACAAAGGCAGGGAAGGAUGUGAGUGGCUUUGAGGACAGUAAGCAAAAUAAUGCAAAGGCAACUGGCAUACAAGUGGCUGGGAGCAGACUGUGACUCCCUCUCAGAGCAGGGGCAGUCCCCCUUCAGUGACUGGUGCACAAGACACUGGGUGGCUGGGCUGCCCAGGGGCCACGAGGGUCGAUGCAGCCAUCCAUCCUCCCAACCAUCACCCAGUCUGCUCACUGAGAGCCGUUCUGGCAGCCCAGAGGGCCACGCUGGAGCAAGAGAGGCCACUUCCAGUCACUGUUCCCUGCCCUCCCUGGCUGAUCACCCAAAUCUGCCUCCAUCACCCAUGUCCCUGCCUGGGUGUUCUGCUCUAGCAGAGCUAAACUCCCCAUGCCAUGUGUGUGCAGAGAGUACCCACUUCUGAAGAGUUCAGCCAACUCUGUUACAAGCUUUAAUAAUAAUAAAUUAUGAGAAGAAAUGGGAGGAUGCUCUGCUUUUAUAUUUAUAUGAAUAUGUACAUGUGUAUUUAUAUACAUAUAAAACAAAAAUUCUGUGCCCUAAUACCUGGAUUUUCCAGGUCCAGGGAAAGGAAACUUUUGUUGAAAUGGUCUCUGCAAAAUGGACUUUUUUCUCAUUCCCUGGUUUCAAAGAAAGCAAGCAAGGUUUGUGGUGCCAGAUGUGAACUAUUUUUUUAUUCCUUUUCUUACCCAUCUUGGCUUAUUGGUGGUCACAAGCUGACCAAGAUUCUUCUUUGUACUGCUUUUGUUAAUUUUUAUUUUCCGAGUGAAUUUUGUCACCUCAGAUGCUUGGUGGGAAAAGCUACUGUGCUGUGUUGGCUUUUUUCUGUUGUGACAGGGGAGGAAAAAAAAAAAGAAAAAUGUGAACAUGGAGCUUCAUAUGCUAGACAUGGUAAUUUUUGCUUGCUGGGUAGUUUGUGCAUCUCGGUGCUGAACUGGAAUUACCAGAUCACUGCCUCAGAUUGUCCAAGGGGUUAUUUGUAAUAGUAAUAUUCUUCCUAAAACUAUCUCUGCUUCAAUGUUGACUGAAGUUUGUUUGUUUGCAUUAGUCUAUUUUUAAAUUUAAAUUUAUUCUUAAUAAUUUAAACUGAUAUUUAAUGUUCAAGUUUAUGUGCUGUGCACAGAGGAUCGCUGCAAAGCAGCUCUCCUUGAAGCCCUUCUCUUUUCUAAAAUAAACAAUGCUGUGAAACUUCACACAGAGGCUGAGUUGGCUGGGACUGACGAGUGCAAACACACGGGUGGGUGUCUGUGCUUGUGUACACAGCAGCCCACAUUCUCUCCUCUGGCUAAUCUGUGCUCAGUGUCAGCUUUUUGCUGCCUUAAGAAUGUUCUGCUGGUUAGAAGUUAAGUCUCACUCAUUUCUGCUAACAACACACCAUGAGGAUAUCCACUGGCAGGGAUGUCCUGGCUGGUGCAGAACAGCUCUGGCCAGGCCUUGCUUCCCUUGAAGUGACUUCUGUCCUGGAAGAAGGCAAGGUGGGCAUAGGGAUGCAAAGGGCAACCUGGAGGGAGGGCUGGAUUUUCUGGGGUCCCAGCUGGUAUGUGCUGUUUCAACAAAACAUAUUUUUAGUGGUCGGAGUAAUUGUAUUGUAUUGUAUUGUGUUGUAUAUGGGCAGAAAGACUGUUGGAAAUGUUAUGAACAGUUUUUGUCUCCCUCUGAGAUUCCCUGGUCAUCUUACAUUGCUUCAGUUUGCUUUCUCUCACAACCACUGGAAAAAGUCUAAUUCCUUCUAUACAUACCCAGUCUUAAUUCCUUGAGGGUUUUUUUUAAACUGAAUAGUACUGUCAGCCAAGCUUACAGGAUGCUGUUCUUCCCAAAUUUUAAGGGUUUUAAUCUCUUCCUGACUUUCCUCUUUCUAACCCAUCAACUAUUAACAUAGAGACACUUGUGCACUUACACAUCUUAAUGCUCAUUAAUUACUUUAUAAGCCUAUGAAUAAUUAUUAGCCCAUACCUAUAGUGAGCUUUGUUUUUUAAGGUUUUGUUGCCAGUGCAUCCACAUGUGUGCAUCUGUGUGUCUGUAUGUAAACACAUGCACAAAAAGGUGCUGUCCCAGCUUGUUCAAAUAAAUAGAAGUGUAGUCAGAGGUGGAGGUAAUACUCAGAGGGUUUUGUCUGCAGUGUUCUUUGGAAUCUGUCAUUGAUAAUGGUAAUGAUUACUCUGGGUGUAGAAAAAAAGGCUGUGCCCAUCCAUGGAAGAAACUUAUCCAUCCAGGCCCCCCCCCAUCCCAGAUGUGCAUCCCCGUGCACUUCCAAGGGCAGAUCAGUCUCCCCUCUGCAGUCCUGCCAUGGGAGGUGAUUUUCUGAGGGUUUUGUGACCUUUUCCAGUCAAGUGAACCCAAUUAAACCUUUUCCGCUGUCAGUCUUGCUGAUCCAGCUCACUUGGACUGAAAUACAAGAGCCUCCAUCAGUAAAUCCAAGGGAGGCAGAAAGGGAGGAAUAUGCUGCUGGCAGUCAUUAUUUCAGACUGAUAGCGCCCACUGGUUCCCCUGGCCCAGCCGGAACCAGGAGAGGAUGCUAGGCUGUGGCCUAAUUACUGCAAUGGCUGCUUUUACACCAGCACCUCCUUUCUAGACUCCUGGCCAUGGUGUAGCUCAGCAAUAAGCACUUUUUUCUUUUUUCUUUUUUCUUUUUUCUUUUUUCUUUUUUCUUUUUUCUUUUUUCUUUUUUCUUUUUUCUUUUUUCUUUUUUUCUAAGAGAAAAUUGAAAAAGGCUUAGCCUCUUUCUUUCGCUCUCUCUCUUUAUAUAACCUUAAGAGACAUUUACUUAAUGUUAUGUAUAACUCCUGAAAGUCUAAAAAUCUCUUUGAAUUAGAGCAUACCAUCUUGCAAGCUUUUAGUCUAUAAAGUGACCUAGUGCCUUAGACUAUUACAAAUAUUAUAGUUACGUUUUUAACCAUCAAGCUGCACAAUGCAAUGAGUGUCCAAGGCAUACCCCGGGGUACCUGUCACAGACAUAGUCAUCUCAUCUGGAGCCCCACUUCAAAAUCAGUCACAGAAUGGUCUGGGUUGGAAGGGACCUCUAGUGUCCAUCUAGUCCAACCAUCCUGCUAAAGAAGGUUCACUUGGAGCAAGUUGCACAGGACCAUAUCCAUGCAGGUUUUGUUGUUCAGUCCAGGAGAGAAGUGUCUGCCCAGCAAGGAGGAGGCAUAUCCCCACAUUUUGAAGAGCUGGACCCCACCUCUACAGCUUCAGGACUCUGAAGAAGCCAAAUGAAUAUCCCAUGAUAUUCUUCAUCCCUGAUGAAGAAUAUCAUGGGAAGCAUUACGCCAGUUCCUACACAGCACCACAGCUUGUCUGUAUUGCAGGAGUGUGGAGAUGCUGCUCAAAGGGAGAUCUGACCUCUGCCCCAGCCCCUCAUGAAUUUUCAUUUAUUUAAAAUCUGUUUAACAUUAUCUAAGCAAGUUUUAACAGCAGAUACCAUUUAUAAAGCCUGACUGUUUCAGCAAAUGACAGGUGACACUCACAGACAUGUUGUUCUAAAUCUCUACAUUUGAAAAAGAAGCCUACCUGAGAAUAGAUUUUGUUUCCUCAUGAAAAAAAUCUUCUUCAAAUCCGUGAGAGCCCAGGGUGCUGGGGAUAGCCCAAGCACAGAGAGCUGGGUGAAGCACAUCAUGUGUGACACGAUGCCAUGAGAUCACAUGUCAUGUACCUCUUACAAGGUGCAGAUUGUGUGUUCCUGUACUUCAUCUAACCCUGGAUGUAAUACUGGGCUCUCUUUUCAGCCAGACCCUUUCAGCUCUCUCCAACAACUUGUACCCAGCCCUGGUACCUCUGAAUACAUCCAAACCUCAGUCAAGUGUGCAAUUGCUGUGUGUCUGUGAUAGAAAUUAUGACAGGGCUUGGCUCAUCCCCUGAGCCAUGGAUGGCACAAAGGUUUCUUACGCUGCUGCUCUACUGAACUUACACCAGCAAGUGCUGGCACUAAAAAUGGCAGGCAGUCACUUUCUCUUACUUCAGCUGUUCAUCUGCCGUUUCACACCUCCCUUAGCCAGGUCACCACGGGGCAGAGCAAAUGUUUGUGCGUCAGAACAAAUGGCUGGGGACAGCAGGAAGGCAACAGAACUAGUUUAGCCAACAGUGCUGUCAGCACAUUGGAAUGGCUGCAAGUUCAGUGUCACCUCUGUCCCCCUGUUGCUGCGUUCUGCUGAGCUGAGCCCAGGUGUGGCUCAGAGUCAGGGCUAUAAAUGAUGUGAUGCUUGUAUAGCAGCAGGUUCCCAGUGCCAAGCCUGGUGCACAGAGAGGGAGAACAAGUCCAGGCUUCUGAAAACUGGCCACAAGUUCAUACAAACUCCCUGUAACCAGAAGGUGUAGGGCCACAGAUGACAUCUCAUGGGGAAGUAAUGUUGAUUGCUUGUAUUUUUGUCACUACCUUAAUAAAAGUGAUAGAAAAACCCCAGGGUUUGUUUUUAAAUCAUCCAUUUUUGCAGAGGAAAUUCUUGCUUUUUGGACAUGCUACAGCUUUCUCAAUCCCUAGAAGGAGUAAGGCAGUCAAACACAGAAGAUACAGCAGAUUACUAUAGCAGAAAAUAUAUUGUAGCUUUCACUGGAAAAAUAUUUUUAUGCAGGUGUUUUGAAGCCCUGUCUUAGGAUGUGUGUAUCAGAAAUGCCAAAGUAAAUAUUUAGGAGCAAAGUUCCCUUGUUGAACAUCCAGAGAUGAAACCUUUAAGCAAGAGCCACGUGAGCUCCACAUUCACAUAUCUGAAUCCUAAAAGGCAAGCAGCACAACCCUUCAGAUAUUCCUUACAUUAAAAUAGAAAGGCCUAAAAUAAUGUCAAUAAGAUGCUUUAGAAUAAUACAUUAAAAAAGAAAGAAAAAGUAAAAUUGCAAGCCCAUUUUUCUUUUCCUCUUUUGAAGUAUACAUAAUUUUCCUUUAGGAGUGUAUAUUCUUACCUCCUAGCUGACCCUGAUCCAGAAACCUUGUGUUGCCUGAAAACACUGCAGCUAAGCUGCUUUGAGUACCUCAGGUCCUGUGUGAACACAGUCCCACACUCCUUUCUCUGUCCACAGCAGGCACACACAAUUGUACACCCUCUCCUAUUCUGAAAGUUGGCAAAACCAUGAGAAUUUAAACUCAGAAUAUAAAAUGAAGUUAAAAGAAAGGUAGUCAGUGUGAACAGAACUAAAACUCAUAGUAUUCAGGAGAAGGAUGGAUUGAAGCCUGUGCAGAACAAAAAUGUUGCAGAGUAAAGUUACAGUAAUUCUUACAGCCAAAUUUUAUUUAAACUCUCUUCAUAGAUUUUUGUGAACCUAGACCUUGCAUUUCCAAGUGCAACUGGGAGACAACACGUGUGUCAGCCGGCAUCUGAUCAUGCAUGUCAUCACAAGGCUUGCACAUGAACAUAUUUUGCAGCCCAAAGUUUAAAAUCUAAAAUUAAGAUUUUGGCCCUUUUUGUCAUCCUGUAUAAUGUAAACUAUGAUGUUCAGUGUUGAACUGUUCAACCACUACUUCUUGCUUUAGUAUUCAUUGUUACAGAGUUAACUUGUGCUUGGACAUAUUUUUCAGAGAUGCUUUAGCCUGAAGGGAAAUGAGGAAAAUGCAUGCCCUCUUCGAUGAUGGUGAAUUUUGAAAGGAGAGGCUUCAUUCACUUGAAGUGCAGAAAAUGAAAAACAGUUGCUAAAAGAUUGUUUCUGAUUUGCUACUCAGAGCCAAAUCUUGCUGCCUUCAUUAGUGUGUCAAUUCUUUAAUCCACAUGCACCUUCAGUGACUCUGGUGGGAGAGCUCAGAGUCAAGUCCUCUUUCCUGUUGCAGUAGUGGUGUCUGGCCAUUAGGUGAUGAUGUAUGUAAGGAAUUUACUUGGGUAGUACUAAAUUGACAAAAUAUGAACCAUGAUCUAGCACUUUGUUUACAGGCUCCAUAUUCAUGUUUACAAAAUGAUGAUUUCUGAGGCUCAUGCUUUUUAUGUUUCCUGUAUGAAAAGGGUAGCCAGUGUACAGAUAUUUGUUAUGUUUACCAGCGUUUCUGAAUAGAUUUUUUUUAUAGUACAUGGUUUUAUGAAGUGUAAUAUUUUUAUAGCAGAAUGACGAUCUUUGGACUUUCUAUAUUGUUACCUACAAUUGUUUGCAAACAAGCUCUUUGCUCCUUUUUUUCUGUGCACUGUAUCCCAUGUUGCUGCUGCUAAUGUUGCUGGCCUCAGCUGCUGCUGCCCCACCAUGACGUGGGCUGAUGGUAUUGUGAAACUGUGCAAACUAACUUCAAAGAGCUGUGAUUGUGCUGAAGGGCUGGCUGCAUGCUGGGCUCCUCCUGGCAGGAGGGAUGGGGAGCUGAACCCUACCAAGGCAAGAGUUUACUGUGGAUGGUCCCCAAGGAGAAGCCUCAGUGCUCACCUUUGUCUGUAUUCUGCCAUUUUGGUUUGGCAUGCCCAUCCUUUCCUUUCUUUAUAAAGAAAUAAAAAGAGAAACCAAAAGGA
Zonotrichia albicollis (white-throated sparrow) is the source of this 10715-nucleotide messenger RNA. It is a transcript of the gene RPS6KA2, whose product is annotated as ribosomal protein S6 kinase A2. Gene Ontology annotation, biological process: protein phosphorylation; intracellular signal transduction. The record is from RefSeq and is a predicted model, not a curated record. Gene Ontology annotation, molecular function: ribosomal protein S6 kinase activity; ATP binding; magnesium ion binding. NCBI's taxonomy places the organism in Eukaryota, Metazoa, Chordata, Aves, Passeriformes, Passerellidae.